CCUGUCCUGGGCGCGCAAUGGAAACCGGCUGCUGGUUGCUUGGCGGCGAGUUCGAGGACUCGGUGUUCGAGGAGAGGCGGGAGAGGCGGCCUGCACCGCUUGCGUCCUACCGCGCCAAGCUCUGCGAGCCGCAGUGGUUUUAUGAAGAAACGGGGAGCAAUGAUGAUGUUGAAGCUCUGACUAUCCAGAAAUUCAAAGGGGACCUGGCCUACAGACGGCAGGAGUAUCAGAAAGCACUGCAGGAGUAUUCCAGUAUCUCAGAAAAACUGCCAUCUACGAAUUUUGCCAUGAAAAGGGAUGUCCAGGAAGGCCAGGCUCGGUGUCUCGUUCACCUGGGGAGGCACGAGGAAGCCCUGGAGAUUGCUACAAACUUGGAGAAUAAGGCAACUAACACAGACCAUUUAACCACUGUGCUCUACCUCCAGUUUGCUAUUUGUUCAAGUUUGCAGAACUUGGAGAAAACAAUUUUCUGCCUACAGAAACUGAUUUCUUUGCAUCCCUUUAAUCCUUGGAACUGGGGCAGAUUGGGAGAGGCUUACCUGAAUCUGGAGCCAGUGCUUGCAGCAUUGCUUGCGUCAUCUCAGAAACAGAACAGUUUCACCUCGAGUGACAAGGCUAUCAAAUCCUCUUGUCCCCACUCAGGAAAAGACUGUCUUUUGUGUUUCCCUGAAAUGUUGCCCGAGAGCUCUGCGUUAUCUGUGGAAACGAGCAGUGGUAAUAACCAGAAGAAUGAGAAAGCUUUAAAAAAUAUUCAAAACUGUAUGGCAGAAGAGAGAGCAGCAGUGUUGCUAGAAACUCAGAUGAAAGCCUGUGCCUCUUUUAUACGAACCAGGCUUUUGCUUCAGCUCGCCCAAUCUCAGCAAACAUCGUUUGCUUUGGAGAGGAACUUAAAGACUCAGCAGGAAAUUGAAGCUAAAAUGAAAGGGUUCAGCUUCAAAGAAGACACUUUGCUGUUGAUAGCAGAGACCCACUGUCAACGCUGUCCUGCACCGCUGAGUGGUCUCCGUGGAUCUGCCCACACCCUCACUUCCCGCCGCACCUCACUCUCCUGGCAGCAGCGCGUCCACCCAUGUGAGAACCCAGCCUCCUGUACCCCGAUACCGGAGCUGUAACGCAGGACAGGAGAGGGCAACCCAGGAAGCCUGGGCAUCUCUGGGUGUCAUCACACACAAGUCAUCUUGAUCAUUUCCAGCACAGAUGGUGAAGGUAAUUAACUGAGCAAUGAUUAUGGUAAAGACGUCUUGAGCCUGCCUCCUAACCCCACCCUCUUGUUGGUGAAUGAGUCACUCAGAAGGUGAGCAAAUGUGAAGCACAGAGAUGUCUGUCUGCCCUCCAGUGGGUGGGGGGGGCACCCAAGGGCAGUUCUUGCCUCUCUUGACUCAAAAGGCCUGUCUUCAGUGUUUUCUCCCAAGGGGGCAUGACCAUGCCCAGAAUUUGAGCUGUUGAGAGUCCUUUGUCUCUCAUAUGCUGACACCACUGCAAUCUUAUACUAUAGCCAAAGAGAUCUUAUACAAAUAAAGAUUGCUCUCAGAGUCCUUCAGUGAUUUCCCCUGAGGCCUGGGAGGCCCUGUGUGGUCUGGCCCUGGCCCACUUCACCCCAGCUCACUCUGGUUUCUUCUCAUGUCUUUGAACUCGGCAAGUGUCCUCCCACCCAAGCCCUAUGCCCAUCCAGUUACCUUUACUUGGAACACUCCUCCCUGUGGUCCCUCAACCCUGCCAUAAACUUGCCCUUCCUACAGAUCCCAGCGCAAAGGUCACUCUCAGACAAGAUGAUUCUGAGUCCAGACUUGCUCAGGUCCCCCCUUUAAAUGUUGUCAGAGCGCCUGCUUUUUUAUUCCCCCCGCAAGGUGCUUAAUGGAAUUGUAAUUGAAUAUUCUUUGUAUGAAUCCUCCUGGCUACGCCAUAAGCUCCAGGACUGUGUCUCUGCUUUGCCCCUUCAUGGCGGAGCUCAGCUUCCUGGACGUGCCGUGACUUCUGCGCAGUGCUGCUUUGCUGGAGCCCCAGGCACUUGAAGAGACGGCCUGAAGCCCAGUGAGCCCGCAGCCAGUCCGUACAGAGCUCCACUGCCAGCGCCACAGGUGCCCCCACCUGUCUGUGAGGUACCGCAUUUCAACAUGAAGAUGGGCUUCAUUUUAGGAAAACCUAGGGUAGAAAUCUCUAUGAAACAAAUCCAAGGCCGCUGUUUAGAAAAAUGAUUAUUUUAAGUAGCAGCUUUCUAGUGCUUUUGAAAUUUCAUCUAUAAAAGUAAUUUAUACACGACUUUCCAAGGUCUUAAUCGUGAAAACAAACAAGCAAACAAAAACCAGAGAGGAUUAUACAAAAGAAUUCAAAGCUCGAGAAACAAUGGUCCUGAUGAGUCACAGCCUAGGGCUGCUCCAAUCCUGUCUUCGUGAUCGAAGUGUCUCCACCAGGUGACUUUGCUAAUGAGGUCAGAGAAAUAGGACAGGCAUUUGUCUGCUUGGGGCCUACUGUUCCUUAUCCUUUCCUCCUUCCUCGGCACAGAAUGACUUGGUCACUUAAAAGUUUGAUGUUGUGUCUGCUCAGCCCUUGAGCUGACGACCACCCUGCCCCCCAUCUCUGGGAUCUCUGGGAACCUGGCAGCCAUAUUUGUCUUCACUGACCCUAAUGAUGGGAGAGAGGAAGCAGGGUUUACCUGACCUAAGGUGAGCCAGUCAGGAUCUCCCCUAGAGAUGUAGAAAUGAGUCUUCUCGUGUCUGAAACUGGGUCAAAACUGGGGGGUGGCUGUGUUUGCCAAAUGGAAUGGGGGAUAGACAGAGCAGGUCUGCAGAAAGAGGAUGAAAGAGAUGCCCAGAAAGGGGCAGAGGGACAGUCUGCUCUGCUGCCUCCUGAUUCCAGGCCCUUCCUGUUCUGUAGGCCCAGCUACAGUUUUGGUUGAGGCCUCCACGAAACACCUGGAGUGUGGCAGGCGAAAUAAUGGCUCCCAAAGGUGUCCUGGUCCCCCAGGGUGUCCCAGCCUGUGAAUAUGUUAGGUUACAAUGCAAAGGGGAAUUAAGGUUGCUUAUCAACUGACCUUAAAAUAGAGAGUAUUACCCAGGUGAGCCCAGUGUAGUCACUGAGAUCUUAGCAAAUGGAAGAUGGAGUGUAUUAGGACUUGCCAGAGAAACAGACCCUAUAGGUCUGAUACAGAUGCAUGUGAGAGGAGAUUUAGUAUAGGAAUUAGCUCAAGUGGUUAUGGAGGCCAAGAAGUCCCACCAGCUGCCUUCUGCAAGCUGGAGAACGGGGAAAACCAAUAAUACCAUUCAGUUGAAGUCUGAAGGCCUGAAAAUCAGGGGGCUGAUGGGGUAAGUCUUGAUCUGAGUCCAAAAGCCCGAGAACCAGGAGUGCCGAUGUCCAAGGGCAGAAGGUAGAUGUCUCAGCUCAAGCAGAGAGCGCAAAUUCAUCCUCCCUCUGCCUUUUUGUUCCAUUCAAGCCUUUGACAAAUGGAUGGUUCCCACCUGCACUGGGGAGGGUGAUCUUACUUAAUUCACCAGCUCAAAUGCCAGUCUCCUCCAGAAACACUCUCAAGACACACCCAGAAUAAUGUUUUAGUAGUUAUCUGGGCAUCCCUUAGCCAGUCAAGUUGACAUAAAAUUAGCCAUCACACGGAGGCAGAAGGAGUGGGUCAGGGUCAGAGAGAUGCUGUGCGGCUGGCUUUGAAGAUGGAGGAAGAGGCCAUGGGCCAAGGAGUGCGGGCGGCCUGUAGAAGUUAGAAAAGGCAAGGAAACAUUCUCUCCUAGGGUGUCCAGGGGGGAACACAGCCCUGCUGAUGCCUUAAUUUCAGUCCAGUGAAACCAAUGUGGGAAUUCUGAACUAGAAACUAUAAGGUGAUACAUUUGUGUUGUUUUGUGCCAUGAUGUUUGUGGUCAUUUGUUACAGCCGCCAUCGGAAACCAAUAUACAAAGUAACCUACCCAUAACUUAAGAUUGCUUGAGCUAGGUUCAGUUUCUGCUACUUGCAACCAAAGAAUCCUAGUAUGGACCACUUGGGUCCUUUCAAUCUUGGUUUUAGAAUAAGACAUUGUGUCUCAGAAGGCUAUUUCUUUUUUAAAUGACAUUCUUUUGUAAAACCUUGAUAGAGCAUCGCUGUAGGAGAUACCAAAGAUAAGACACAACACCUAUUUUUUUUUUUUAGAAUUUAUUUUAGCCAUCACCUUUCUCCAGAAUACUUCCUGUCUCUCUAAGUCUCAGUUUGGAUCCCUUUCUACGCGCCCCCUUAGUACCCUGUGCUUACCUGUGACAUUCCACUUGUGACACGUUUAAUUUUUCUGUCCUUUUCAUUAGGCAGUGAGCUACAUGAGGAUAGUGACAAUGUCUCCUUUCUUUCCGAAUCAUCAAACAUAGCCCUUGAUACAUAAUCAACCCAGGGCAAAAGCUGAAUGAUUUUACUGACAGUAAGGCAAUCUCUAUAGAAGCUGGAGGGAAAUGAGACUUUGAAUGGAAUCCCUAGGGAGAAGGACCACAGAAUUGCUUUAUCCUAAACAAAAGGUGCAGAAAUUUUCCUACUCAGGUGUGAUCCACAGGUGAGAGAGAGAUUGUAAGUAAAGAGUCUAAGCUUUGCUGUGAACAAAGACCGCUGGGUGUGCUAGAGAACAGUAAGGUUGACAGAGAACCAAGGACUUAAGGUCAUUUCUCAUGCUUUGCAUGGCUAAAGGGGAUCAGUUUUCUCCUAGUAACUGAGGUUUUUUGGUUUUGUUUUUUUAAAAAAACAAAGUUUCAGAAUAUCAUUGAUCUGUUCUUAUAACUGGUGUUAGUCUUCAGAAUUGGAAUGACUUGAAUCAAAUGGUAAGGACUUCAUUUCUGAUUUCAUUAGUAAUUACCAGGAAUUCAUAAUUCUGUCUCUGGCAAGUCAUCUAAUAGAGCCCAAGUUUGUGGAAGGGCCUUGGCUUGGUAUCGUGGACUGAAAAAGCUUGAGAAAUUCAUCUUUUUUUUUUUAAUUUUUAUUUUUUUAUACAGCAGGUUCUUAUUAGUUAUCCAUUUUAUACAUAUUAGACAAGACCUAUUUCCAAGGAGCUUCCAUCUCUAGUAGACGUAAUAGGACAUCCACAUAAGUGGCAAAUAAGGGUCAGGAGGGAGGACUUGACAGCGCAGGAGUGCAGAGGAAGGGGGUUUUCACGAAGGCGGUAACAUCUGAGCUGGACCUGGUGAGGGGAUGGUUUGUAGCAGCCUCGGCAGAGAAUGGAAGGCAGGCCCGCGAGGUUUCGCAGUCGAGGGAUGAGAGCAGCCAAGGCCUGGAGGACAUGAAGGCUGGUCAUCCAGGUUAGUGGGUGUGAAGGGAUGUGGUGGGUAAUGAGGCUGGGCGGGUAAACCGGUGUCAAAUGAUGGAUGAUCUUGAGUGCCUGGUAGGAAACUUGACUUGGCGUGGGAUAUACUGAGCUAUGAAAGGUCUCUGAGCCCGGGAAUGGCUGGUUUAGGGUUGUGCUUUAAGCCGAUAAAUCUGGUUUCACUUUCUAUGUGUUAAACAACCUUUCAGCUUCGUGCAAUAUGUGUUUUCUGGGUCUAGGAGAUAACGAGCACUAACGUGGAGGGUGGAGGUGAACUCAAGUCACUGAGAGCUCCCAACGCUUUGGGGAAUCCACACUGUUGUGGAGUUUGUUACCCUGAAGGGCUUUCCCACCUGGAAAAGGCCAAACUCUUGACAGCUUUGCCCACUGCCCCUCCUGCCUUGUGCACAGGUGAGUCCUCCUUACUUUCAGGUCUCAGCUCGAUCUCUCCUUCCGCCUUCAUUCCCUUGUAGACCCAGCAAACCACCGAUCAGGGAACUGCAAACGCUGGAGGCAGGGAGGCUCUUGGCACCAUCACAUAAGCCCUCUGGGAGCUGCGACACCGCUGUUUCCACCCAUGCGGGCUGCCCAGCCCCUGGCAUACUGGGGGACAGGGUUGGGGACAAGCGUGUGGUUAAAUACAUGAAUUCAGGCCCUUUGGGAAUGGAAGCCAGGGCUGGCCUCCAAGGACGGGGGACAGAAUCAUUCAGCCAGGGGACUCUGAACUGGAUGCUGCUUCAUACCGUGGCCACAGGGAGGGCUCCCAGAGCAGCAGUGCUGGUGUGCCUCUCACAGGAGCUGCGCUGGGAGGACAGCACAGCUGUGGGCGUUGGGGGGAAAAAUCGGGGAGCCGGCCCUGGGACCUUUCCACUUUAGGGCCGCCGUUCUCGAAGAGCAGCCGGCCACCAGAAGCAAGUGCUGGCUCUGCUGGUAGAGAGGAGCAGUUUGUAUUGAGAAGGGCCACCUCCGGAGGCCCAGCUGAGGUGACGCAGGUGCCCGCUGUCCUGCAGCGCGGCCGGGGAGUGUGCGGGGGCGGAGGGCGAGCAGCUGUAGGUGGGUGUACAGAGCCGGGGCUCCUCUGGCCAUGUGGGCCGACACGGGAGGCCUGCCUCUUAUGCCUGAUUGUGUCCCCCUAAAAGGCAUACGUUGAAGCCCUAACCCAGUACCUCAGAAUAUGACCGUAUUAGGAGAUAAGACCUUUAAGCUCCUGGCACCAAAAUCUGUAUUAGUCAGGAUUCUCCAGAGAAAUGGAACCAAUAGGAUGUGUGUAUCUAUAGCUGUAUGUGUAUCUGCAUCUCUGUGUCUAUAUUAUCUGUCUAUAUCUAUAGCUACUUAUGUACAGAGAGAUUUAUUAUGAGGAAUUGGCUCACACAGUUGUGGAAACUGUCAAGUUCCAAGACCUACAGGUUGAGUCGGCAAGUUGGAGACCCAGGAGAGCCAGUGGUCUAGUUCUAAAGACCAGCAGGUUCAAGCCCCAGGAAGAGCCAGUGUUUCAGUUUGAGUCUGAUGGCAGGAAAAACCUAUGUCCCAGUUUGAAGGCAGUCAGGCAGGAGGAACUCUCUCUUAUCUGGGGGAGAGUCAGCCUUUUUGUUGUCAGGUCUUCAGCUGAUUGGGGAGGCCUACCCGCGUUCGCAAGGGCAAUCUGCUUUACUUACACUACCAUUUUAAAUGUUUAUCUCAUCCAAAAACACCCGCACAGAAACACCCAGAACAAUGUUCGGCCAAAUACAUGGGCACCCCAUGGUCCAGUCAAGUUGACGCAUAAAAUAAGCCAUCAAAAGUCCAUCCUUUGUCAACUUCAUCUCCUUAAAUUCAUAAUCCAAUUUGACUGGUGUCCUUAUAAGGAAAAGAAAUUUGGACACACACAAAAAGACACUAGGGGGCUUCCCUGGUGGCACAGUGGUUGAGAGUCCGCCUGCCGAUGCAGGGGACACGGGUUCGUGCCCCGGUCCGGGAAGAUCCCACAUGCCGCGGAGCGGCUGGGCUCGUGAGCUGUGGCUGCUGAGCCUGCGCGUCUGGAGCCUGUGCUCCGCAACGGGAGAGGCCACAGCAGUGAGAGGCCCGCGUACCGCAAAAAAAAAAAAAAAAAAAAAAAAGACACUAGGGAUGCAUAUGGACAGAGGAAAGACUACAUAAGCACACAGCAAGAGGAUGGCCAUCUGCGAGCCAAGGAGAGAGGCCUCAGGAGAAACCAGUCCUGCUGACACCUUGAUCCCAGAGUUCAGCCUCCACAACUGUGAGAAUAUAAACGUCUGCUGUUUAAGUCACCGAGUCCGUGGUAUUUUGUUACGGCAGCCCUGGCAAAUAAAUGCACUCUCUUCCAAACAAGGGAUGUUCCCAUCCCCUGAGAGGACUUCUUACUCAUUUCUUUUUCUCUCAGAUACCUUCUAUGCUUAUGACCUUUUGCUAUAGAUUGCAUGUUUGUGUCGUCCCAAAAUUCUCAUGUUGAAACAUAAUCCCCAAGGUGAUGGUGUUAGGAGGCAGGGCCUUUGAGAGGUGAUUAAGUCAUAAGCAUGGAGCCCUCAUUAGUAGGAUUUGUUCUCUUAGAAAAGAGGCCCCAGAGAGCUAGGUUGUCCCUUCCACCAUGUGAUGACACAGUGAGAGGUGACCACCUGCAAACCAGGAAGAAGGCCUUCCCCAGAACCCAACCAUGCCGGCACCCUGAUCUUGGAGUCCCGGCCUCCAGAACUGUGAGAAAUGUCUGUGGUUUAGAAGCCACCCAGUCUUUGGUAUUUUGUUAUAGCAGCCCCAAUGGACGGGUCCUCACCAUUUCUGAAAAGUCAGGGGAGAGGCCUGGCUUGUGCGCUUCAGGAUCACAGGGAAAAUGAGGUUCAGAGAGCUUGGGCCUUCCUCAUUAGCAACCAUUUCAGUGGGUGGGUCUAGAAACUCUGUUCUCAGAGCCCAGCCCACCGGCCUAGAAGGUGUCUGUGUGAAUUUGCCUGGCGCGGUGAGCAGGCAGUGGAGGAAGGUGGCCUUGGCAAGCACACUUAUGAGAGCUGGAUUCCACCCUCCGCUCACGUUUGGCCUUGUGCACACACUGCAGCCUCACGCUACGCCACCUCCUCUGGGCCUCUCUGUCCACUCAGGCUGGCACAUCAUCGUGUGGACACCCUCACUCACCACACCCUGCAGAGGAGUGAAGUAUGGAGCCCCUGGGAGGCAGCAUGUCUAUCUCAGUGGAUAUGCAGUGAGCAACCAGGGAAAAAGGUCGUUUAUACUCGUACGUGUGUCUGCAAUAUUUACAUUCUCUGAUGACAGUUUUUCCUCUUCAGGAGGAAGCUGAGAAAAUGAGUGACAGUUUCUCUGUGUCCAACAGCUUUUUGGACUGAGUCCAGAAAAUGAAUCAUGUGAAGAUGCGGCUCUAGCACUUCUAGGCCAGGCCAGCAGGGCCAGCAGAGGAGAGGCAGGGAGCCCAGGUCAAGGUGAGGGCGAGUACAGGUCACCCUGGGGUGUCUGAAUGUUUGACCCCCUCAGGAGCAAAGCUCCUUGACCAGUCAGUUAGCAUCCAUUGUGUGCGGGACCACCCAUGGGGGGCCUCUUACAAUACAGAUAGGGAGAUCUGGUGAGGACCAAUGAAUGCCACAGAUCAUUUCUAGGAGAGGGAGGCCUGAGGGGAAGGGAUGCUCAUUCCAAUCAACACCCCAGUCCUGGCUGAUAACCCUACAGGUGGGUAAUAGUAUCCCUGAUCCCUGGUUGGGGACUGUGUUUCCACCGUGUCCCCCCGAACAUGACCAUCAUACAAUUUCAUUCUCUUAUGUUCUUUUUUUGGGGGGCAGCGCCUCGCGCAGCUUGUGGGAUCUUAGUUCCCCAACCAGGGAUCGAACCCGGGCCCUCGGCAGUGAGAGCGCAGAGUCCUCACCACUGGACCACCAGGGAAUUCCCAUUCUCUCAUGUUUUUCACGGUGGUGGUUCUCAUGGGCGCCGCCCCCAGCUGACUCUGGCAUUCUCCAGGACAGAUGUGAAGCUGGGUCUCUUUGCCUGUUGCUGAAAUCUGUUUGGCACACGGUGGGCACUCCGCUGCUGUCGUUGAAUUUCACACUGUAGGAGAAACUCUGUACGUCUCAGGAUGGCCCCCAGCAAACAGGCCUGCCAAGGCAGUUGCAGGUGUGAGUCCCGCCUGGAGCAGAAUUAAAGCUGGGCAAAACUGGGUUUGGGAGGAUUGGAAACUUGGAUAAGGACUUGCUUUGGCUUUCAAGCGCUGCCUUGCCAGGUGUGUAAAAGCCACGUAGUCCCCAGGUGGAAAUAAUGUUUGGGGACAAGAGCCCAAGGCUGGGGGCCCUGGAGAGUCCAGUCCCACAAAGGAACGGCCCAGCCUCACAUCAGUGGGUCCCAAGAUUUUCUCAGUCAGGCUAGGCUGGAUCAUGGUGCAGUAAGAAACAGCCCCAACUCUCAGUGGCUUAAACAGCAAAAGUUUAUUUCUUGCUCAUACCACUUAGCCACCGCAGGUCAGUGCGGUAGGCGUGUCCUGUUCUUUGUAGUCUCCUAGAAACCUGGGCUGGUGAAAGGGGCUCCAUCUUGAGGUAAGGCCAUCUGCACCCAAGUGCUUAAAAGCUGGAAGCAGUCCUCAACACUUCAGCUCGCAUUCCACUGGCCAAAGCCAACCAAACCUAACUUCCCGGCCGGCUGGGAUCACGAGGAAGUGACAAGGUGCUCAGCGGAGGAAAAACAAUACUCGCAAACCCCUAAGACGACCGCAGAGGGGAACCUGGCCGGUGGAGGAGGAGGGCUUGUUCUGGCUGCAGACCCCCUCUCCACCCAGACUGAGCCGGACGUGGGGACAGAGCCCACCUGUGGAGCUCUGGGCACCCCAGCAAGCUUUACCUUCCCAAAGCUUUCUCGUCAGGCUGUGAAAUCAAGCUUAGGACACUCCACAGCCCUGGUCAUUCUAACCUCAUGACAGCGGUCAUCAGGACCGGGGUUUAAAAAACCUUCAGGAGGGGCUUCCCUGGUGGUGCAGUGGUAAAGAAUCUGCCUGCCAAGGCAGGGGACACGGGUUCGUGCCCUGGUCUGGGAAGAUCCCGCGUGCCGCAACUAAGCCCGCGCGCCACAACUGCUGAGCCUGCGCUCUGAAGCCCGGGAGCCACCACUGCUGAAGCCAACGUGCUGCAACUACUGAAGCCCACACGCCUAGAGCCCAUGCUCUGCAACAAGAGAAGCCACCGCGUGAGAAGCCUGCACACCUCAACGAAGAGUAGCCCCUGCUCGCUGCAACUAGAGAAAGCCCACAUGCAGCAACAAAGACCCAAGGCAGCCAAAAAUAAAUAAAUAAAUGGAUUUAUUUUUUUUAAAAAAAAAACAACCUUCAGCAGCCAAAGGGCUUUUGGUGUUAUUGUUGGAUUUUCAGGAACUAAGGAAUAAAAAGGUGAAGUGAGGACAGAAACACAGUUUAAAACAAAAGCAAAGAUGCCUCUGCCUCUGCCUCUGCCAGGAGUGUUGGACAAAUACAAAUAGGGCUGGGCUGCAGGGAGAUGCCCUCUGCAGAGCACGACUCGGGAUGCCAUGUGCAUCAGGAUUCAGAGGCCACCAGGAGGAAGGAUUGUCCCUCCAGCCUCCGCAGCAAAGGCAAAGCUUCUGAGCCGGAGAAGAGCAACAGGAAGACAUUUGCUGAGACGACUUGGUGGCAGUGGAGGACAUGGAAACCAAAAGACAUGUGUGGGGCUUCUGCCCCUGCUUCUCUUGGACUGAAACAGCCCAAGUCGCAUCCCUCGCCCCAGCCAUACAGCCUUGUUCCUUAGGUCUUGGGUUACCUGUCGCUUCUCUGGGAAGUGUCCCCUGGCCUCCCAGGCUGGGCUGGCUGGCCCUCCUUUGUGCUCCCUCAGCAUCCUGUGUUCUUUCUACCCCAGCAACGCUGUGGCCUUAGCAUCUAUUACCACCCCAGCAACAAACAGGACGUGCUGUGACUGAGAAGGAAAGAAUGAUGAGACUGGUGAGGGGCCUGGAUCUGGAGGUAGCUGACUACGCCUGGGAGCUGCAAGGUCAAUGCGGGGUCCUCAUUGGUUGCUCAAGGCUUCCUGAAGCACUGCUGCAGGGCCAUUCCCAGAUCUGACAGCUCAAACCCCUGGGUUCCAGCCCAGACUCCAGGGACCUCCAGGCCAGCCCAAGGCUCUUCAGAGCAAAAACCUGAGCUGCCAAACUGCCUUGUCCAUGUCCAUCCGCUAGAUGCCUUGGUUUGCUCCACCCUUGGUGGCCACCCUUUCAACCAGCCACACAUAACUUACAGUGGCAGGUUCUGGGGCCUCAUCCCUCAUU
Molecule: messenger RNA, 11509 nt
Organism: Globicephala melas (long-finned pilot whale)
Lineage: Eukaryota; Metazoa; Chordata; Mammalia; Artiodactyla; Delphinidae
Gene: C17H8orf76
Product: chromosome 17 C8orf76 homolog
Molecular function (GO): protein binding
Source: RefSeq, a predicted model, not a curated record